Oryctolagus cuniculus (rabbit) is the source of this 815-nucleotide messenger RNA. Its product is annotated as cocaine esterase-like. Lineage: Eukaryota; Metazoa; Chordata; Mammalia; Lagomorpha; Leporidae. The record is from RefSeq and is a predicted model, not a curated record.
UUCUCCCUGACCCGUGUGACCCCACAGGCCUUCAUGCUCAUCCCAGGGGUGGUGGACGGAGUCUUCCUGCCCAGACACCCCGAGGAACUGCUGGCCUCGGCUGACUUUCAACCCGUCCCCAGCAUCAUUGGUGUCAACAAUGAUGAGUAUGGCUGGGUCAUCCUCAAGGUCCUGUUUGCCACUGACCCUCAAGAGGAGAGAGACAGACAGGCGAUGCGGGAGAUUAUGCAUCAAGCAACAAAACAGCUGAUGCUGCCUCCCGCUUUGGGGGACCUAUUGAUGGACGAGUACAUGGGGAGCAAUGAGGACCCCAAGACCCUCAUGGCCCAGUUCCAGGAGAUGAUGGCAGACGCCAUGUUCGUGAUGCCUGCACUCCGAGUAGCACAUUUCCAGCGUUCCCACGCCCCUGUCUACUUCUAUGAGUUCCAGCAUCGACCCAGCUUCACAAAGGACCUCAGGCCGCCCCACGAAAAGGCCGACCACGGUGAUGAGCUGCUCUUUGUGUUCAGAUCGCUUUACUUUGGCAGCAAAGUGCCCCUCACUGAGGAGGAGGAGCUGCUGAGCAGGAGGGUGAUGAAGUACUGGGCCAACUUUGCUCGCAACGGGAACCCCAACGGCGAGGGCCUGCUGCACUGGCCCAUGUUCGACCAGGAUGAGCGAUACCUGCAGCUGAACGUGCAGCCUGCAGUGGGCCAGGCCCUGAAGGCCCGCAGGCUCCAGUUCUGGACCCACACCCUGCCCCAGAGGGUCCAGGAGCUAAGAGACGCUGAGCAGAAGCACACAGAGCUGUAGCUGCCUGUGUGGGGGUUGGGGCC